This is a messenger RNA of Raphanus sativus (radish), 1142 nucleotides long. RefSeq names its product probable methyltransferase At1g27930. Lineage: Eukaryota; Viridiplantae; Streptophyta; Magnoliopsida; Brassicales; Brassicaceae. The coding region runs from base 52 to 939 and encodes 295 amino acids. Gene Ontology annotation, biological process: xylan biosynthetic process. The transcript has a single exon. The record is from RefSeq and is a predicted model, not a curated record.
CAUCCAAUCCCAUCCACCCUUGUAUAAGCAUCUCUCGCCAAACGCAAGAAAAUGCGAAAAACAAAAUCAAUCAUGGUUCCCAAAGGUGCAAAGAACACGCUUCUAGAGCGACCUUGGUUCAUCGUGCUGGCUCUAGCUGGUCUUAUAGGUGGCGCAGUGCUCAUCACAAGUUUCAUCCGAGCUACGGACAACACUUUAUCACUAUGUUCCACGGCUGAAACAACUGCAAAAUCCAUAGCCGAAUACACAGCCACACCAAUCCAGCUCCAAUCCAUCGUCCAUUACGCAACCUCACGCACCGUCCCUCAACAAACCUUUGCGGAGAUCUCUAUCUCCUUAGAAGUCCUUAAGGACCGUUUACCUUGCAAUUUUCUUGUCUUUGGCCUCGGUCGUGACUCCCUCAUGUGGGCCUCCCUCAAUCCAGGUGGCACCACUGUGUUCAUGGAGGAGGAUCCUGAGUGGAUCGAGGCCGUUCUCAAGGACGCACCGUCCCUAAGAGCCCACCAUGUUCAGUAUCGGACCCAACUUUCUCAAGCGGACCGUCUUCUCAAAACCUACCGGUCUGAACCCAAAUGUUUACCAGCCAACGCUUUCCCGAUCCGGGACAACGAAAAGUGUCCAUUGGCGUUGACUUCACUUCCUGAUGAGUUCUAUGAUACCGAGUGGGAUCUGAUCAUGGUGGACGCACCAAAAGGAUACUUCGCAACUGCGCCAGGGAGGAUGGCAGCCAUAUUCUCCUCAGCUGUCAUGGCUCGUAACCGGAAGGGUGCAGGCACGACUCACGUUUUCCUUCAUGACGUUGACCGCAAAGUGGAGAAAGCUUACGCCAACGAGUUCCUAUGCGAGAAGUACAGAGUCAAAUCUGCUGGUAGGCUCUGGCACUUCGAAAUACCCAACGCUGCUAACAUGAGCGACCAGCCGGGGGAUCGGUUCUGCUAGAUUGCUCCGAUAUGCAGUCAGUUCAUGGUUACUUUUUUUUUUACAUUAAACACCGCAUACAACUAUCCAAAGGCUUCUCAUUAAAAUAAAAUCAUGUAUCCAAAGGCUUCUCAGCGCAUACAACUAUUGCUAUUACUCUUUGUUUUUGUAUGGUGUGCUGUAGAAAAUUAUUGAAUGAAAGAUCUAGGUCUUUUUGACUUGAA